Messenger RNA from Diatraea saccharalis (sugarcane borer), 381 nucleotides. The record is from the annotation of a GenBank genome assembly. Lineage: Eukaryota; Metazoa; Arthropoda; Insecta; Lepidoptera; Crambidae.
AUGUUUGAAGAUAAAAUGGCAGAGUUCCAGGCUGAGUUAAAUCAGACGGCUUCUACUGCUCGUAAGAGUCCCACCAUUGCUGCUCUCAACACGGACUUCAUCAACUGUAAAGUUUUUGUGUGCAACGGUCUAUCAGUGCUGCGUAGUGAAAUUGAUGCUCUACGUAAUAAUGUUGAUCGUAUCGAGACGCAGUUACGGAGCAAAAUACUACUCUUACAUGGAGUUAUCGAGCAACCAGGUGUGAUUACAUGCUCUAGGGUAGUCUCGGUCCUUGCUACUAAAUGUAAGGUACCCUCGCUUACCACUAACAGCAUAACCGCUAGUUAUAGGAUGGGUAAAGCAUCAAAAGCUAGUACUAAGCCAUGGCCUAUUGUUCUUUAA